GUGAUGCCACCAAAUUCGUGGGCGGUGCUGCUUUCGGAGGUGUUGGUCUGGUAACAGACACCUUGGGCAUCACGAAGAACGCGGAGGAUCAUUUGAUCAAGGGCGCCGAGGACGCCGUGGAUUUGGUGAGCCAUGGUGUCGGCAGCGUUGUGGACGCUGUGGACAAUGGUCUGGAUGGCACAGCCAAAGAACUCCAGCGGAAAGGUGUGGUGGGCGCGGUCGGUGACGGAGUGGCGGAUGCC
Cladocopium goreaui is the source of this 242-nucleotide messenger RNA. The record is from the annotation of a GenBank genome assembly. NCBI's taxonomy places the organism in Eukaryota, Dinophyceae, Suessiales, Symbiodiniaceae.